Dipodomys spectabilis (banner-tailed kangaroo rat) is the source of this 1788-nucleotide messenger RNA. It is a transcript of the gene Cuedc1, whose product is annotated as CUE domain containing 1. The transcript has 10 exons. The record is from RefSeq and is a predicted model, not a curated record. Bases 303 to 1469 code for a protein of 388 amino acids. Gene Ontology annotation, molecular function: ubiquitin binding. NCBI's taxonomy places the organism in Eukaryota, Metazoa, Chordata, Mammalia, Rodentia, Heteromyidae.
GUGGGACCUAGCCGACAAGAUGCCCCAGGGGUGUGGAUGACCUGAUGCCCAGCUUCCCGCACAGCUCAGCCCCGCAUGCCGCCACCUCGCUAGGAACAGGACCCCUCCCGAAGGGGCUGCCUGGGGUCCUUCCCCGCACACACCACCACCAGCGCGCGCACUCUCCAGACCCUGAGCCUGGGCCUCGCGCAGGGGAGGUGCAGGAGUGAGUUUCCUGCGCCCUUGGAGCAAGCAAGCCGUGGACCGUGGGUGCGGGGACCGCUCGGCCGGUAGGAAAUAUUCUCCCCAAGCACUUCAGCAAAAUGACCAGCCUGUUCCGCCGGAGCAGCAGCGGUGGCGGGAGCGGUGGGAGCGGGGCCGCCGGGGCGCGGGGCCCCGGGACUGGGGCUGGGGCCGGAGGAGGCAGCGCUGCCGCCCCGCAGGAGCUCAACAAUAGCCGGCCAGCUCGCCAGGUGCGGCGUCUGGAGUUCAACCAGGCCAUGGACGACUUCAAGACCAUGUUCCCUAACAUGGAUUACGACAUCAUCGAGUGCGUCCUCCGUGCCAACAGCGGCGCCGUGGACGCCACUAUCGACCAGCUGUUGCAGAUGAACCUGGAGGCAGGGGCAGGCAGCCCCUACGAGGACAGCUCGGACUCGGAAGACAGCAUCCCUCCCGAGAUCUUGGAAAGGACUCUGGAGCCGGGUAGCUCUGACGAAGAGCCGCCGCCUGUGUACUCCCCGCCUGCCUACCACAUGCACAUGCUCGACAGGCCUUACCCGCUGGCUCCCCCAACCCCACCUCCUCGGAUUGAUGUUCUGAGCUCAGGACCCCCUACAAGCCAGAGGCGCUACCGGAACUGGAACCCACCGCUACUGGGCAAGCUCCCUGAUGACUUCCUGCGUAUUCUGCCCCAGCAGCUGGACAGCAUGCAGGGUAACCCUGUGAGUGGAGAGGGAAGCAUACCUCCUGUCCCCGCACCGAUGGCUAGCGACCAGGACAGCCGCUGGAAGCAGUACUUGGAGGACGAGAGGAUUGCGCUUUUCCUGCAGAAUGAGGAGUUCAUGAAGGAACUACAGCGCAACCGGGACUUCCUCCUUGCACUGGAGAGAGAUCGCUUGAAGUAUGAGUCCCAGAAAUCCAAAUCUAGCAGUGUGGCUGUUGGAAAUGACUUUGGCUUUCCCUCUUCGGUCCAAGGAACCAGUGAUCCCAACCCUGCUGUGUCUGAAGAUGCCUUAUUCAGGGACAAGUUGAAACAUAUGGGAAAAUCCACCCGGAGGAAGCUGUUUGAAUUGGCCCGGGCCUUCUCGGAGAAGACCAAAAUGAGGAAGUCAAAGAGGAGACACUUGCCAAAGCAUCCGUUGCUGGGGGCUGCUGCGUCAACGGCCAACCUCCUGGAUGACGUUGAGGGCCAUGCUUGUGAUGAAGACUUCCGAGGAAGGCGGCAAGAGAUGUCCAAGGUGGAAGAGGCCCUACGGGAAGGACAGUAGAGGUGUCAGCAGCUCUGCCUCGCCAGAGAUGUUCUGACCCGGUGAGGGCUGCCAGACAGCAACACCGGCACCCAGCUGAAGGGCCCAGCUGCAGCCGGACAGAUGGUGCUUGCAUACCAAGGCCCAGGGCUCUCCGGCCACAGUCCAGCUCAGCCACUGCCAUUUACUGCGGGACUUAGAGCUUCGAGUUGCCAUCCUGAGAUUGGAAGAGGGACCUGGGGCCCCAAAAGCAGCAGCCAGUCACAGCCCCCUUUUAUAGCCAGGCUUUUCUGUGGGCAAUGAACAGAAAUACAGGAACCAUCCCUUCCCUGCUUUAAAG